Molecule: messenger RNA, 3800 nt
Organism: Rhea pennata
Lineage: Eukaryota; Metazoa; Chordata; Aves; Rheiformes; Rheidae
Gene: TMEM222
Product: transmembrane protein 222
Exons: 6
Coding region: 10-558 (182 amino acids)
Source: RefSeq, a predicted model, not a curated record
CCCCGGGUGAUGGCGGAAGCGGAGGCGAAGAUGAAGCAGUUCAAUGGCGGCGGCGGGGCCGGGCUGGACGCUGAGCGCGGCCGGUUCCCCUUCUGCGUGGUGUGGACCCCCAUCCCCGUGCUCACAUGGCUCUUCCCAAUCAUUGGCCACAUGGGUAUCUGCACAUCGGCUGGAGUCAUUCGGGACUUUGCGGGGCCGUACUACGUCUCAGAAGACAACAUGGCAUUUGGGAAGCCGGUAAAGUACUGGAAACUGGAUCCCAACAAAGUGUACUCCACCAGUCCCAAUGCUUGGGACACAGCUGUACAUGAUGCAUCAGAGGAGUACAAGCACCGAAUGCACAAUCUUUGCUGUGAUAACUGCCAUUCUCAUGUGGCUCUGGCCUUAAACUUGAUGAGAUAUGAUAACAGCACCUCCUGGAACAUGGUCAAACUCUGCUUCUUCUCACUGCUGUACGGGAAGUAUGUAAGCAUAGGGGGGUUUGUGAAGACCUGGCUUCCAUUUGCCCUCUUCUUGGGGGUAAUCCUGACGGUUGUUCUGACUCUUCAUUUGCGGUGAUGGCAACUGUGAACUCCCCAUUCCACGGGCACGCGAAGGAGGAAACUGGCCGCUUGAUCCAGCGAGAUGGAGGCAUGGGACUGUGGGAGGCAUUUACUAGGGAAAGCAGCAGCUCCACUCCAUAGUAACAGCUCUCAUCUUUAUUUCCUGAGACUGGUUUCUUUUCCUUCUGUUUUCAUUCUGUUAAUGGUGUCUCCCAGUGUUGGGGUCCUGAGGCCUCUUGAUCUCUCCCUGAAUAUGCUCCCCCUCUGCAUUUUGUUAGCUAGAAGUGCAACUGGGAAAGGAGAGGGGUGGGCACCUUUUCUUUCACUGUGAGGUAAGGCCACAAGGCUAACCCUGCCUCCUGGUUCUAGAGCACAAGCAGAUACGCCUUGUAAGGUUCUCUCUGAUCACCUGGUUUCUUCCUCUUGGCAGACUUUAUCAGAUGCUUCCUCAGAUUUCCUGAGUCUCCAAGGGGGGGAUGUUGUUUCUGUACUGCAUGACUCCACUGUAGCACGUGUUUCAAAGAGGAGGUGUAGGGCUUCUCCAGGGCGUGUAGGGUGCCACAGCACUCAUUGACAGUCUCCCCUGUGCUGAAAGAGUGUGUUGAUGGCAGGGCAUCUCUCUGAGGAGACGCACUUCAUGGCAGGGCAAAUUCAUCUGGUCCUGCUAGUGAGCCCAGGAAAGCAGAUUGACUGACUUGGGUAUGCCUUGUGGCAGUCUGCACACUUCCAAUAGCAUGUUGCAGAAAUGGGCCAAGUUGCUUUUAGCUUGUGCCAGAGAAAGUAGAGCUUUCCUGCUUCUUCUGUGCUCUGAAUGCCUAAAAUUGUCAUUACACAUCUCACAAGCCACUAGCUCUCCUUUGAACCCUAGUACUUCAUGUGUCAUAGCUUAUCUGCCAAGGUGGCAGCAACAGCAGGUAUGUGCCAAGAGAAGGUUUAGUGUAGGAUUUUGAAAAUGUCCAUGCCUUGGAGAGCAGUACCUGAGUCCUGAGCUUACUGAGCGCAUCAGAGAUUAGAAGAAGAGGUGAAGGGAUUGGAAGACUGCCAUAUUCCAGUGGUUGAGCUUUGCAGUGGCAAAUGAGGGCACUAGCUUUUUUGUAGCCGGUUCCAGGACAGUGAGCAGGAAUUCUGCUAACUUCUUUGGCAUACCUGGCUAAAAGCACUUCGGAGUGUUGGCUUUGAACAUGAGAAAUGCCGAUCUGGCAGCCUUCGAUGGUCUUUUUGAACUGUAAGAGCAGACAGGGGGUACUAGAAGAGCAGGUUGCUCCUGACUGGUAAGCAGGAGAUGGGUUUGGAUGUGACCCAGAGCAAAGUCCAGGGCAGGAGGCACAAGCCUGUCUUUCGAGGCUCUGGCUUGCAGAUGCUGCUCUCUGUGGGGUGGUGAGGCAGGUGGCUUUUUCAGAAAAUGUGGCCAAUGGGUUAUGUGCAAUUUAGCACAUUCCCUCAGUGCAAAACAAGUUAGUUUUUCCACUCAAGCCUUAUGAAGCCAGCUCUUUAGUACCUGAUAAAUUUCAGCUUCGAGGAGUCCUUGUAGCCAGCAUGAAAGCUAUUCUUGACUGCACGUUAUCCUUGUGGCUUCCUCUGACUUUGGAAGCACAUUCACAGUCACCCUGCUGGCUGUCAAAACUGUCCCUAUGUACUUCCCCAUUCACUUUCCUCUCCUUGGCUCUGCUAGCUGUAUGGGAGGUCUGAGGUGUCAUCUUAGGCUUCACCAUUUCAGCAUUUUCUUCUGUGUCAGUCACUUUUAAACAGCCCCUUAAGCCUCCCCCUUCUCUCUGCAUUCUAAUCGUCUCUUUCUCCUCUGGUGCUGGUGUUCCUGAGAUGGAAGGGAGGAUGUGUGCAGACCUCUGUGCCCUUCGCCUUGUUCCUGGAACUGAAAUAGUCAUCAGUGUCUCCUGUGUGCAGUCAUUUCAAGCCUGAGUGGAGAGCAGGCUGGAGGCUGCUGAUAGCUGGGCCUGGGGCUGAUUAGAAAGCCAAGAUCUUGCAUCAAAGAGAACCUUACAAUGAAAGGCUGAUGUCUUAUUGAGUUACUCUGCACUGCUGUGGUUCCUACCCAGCAAGCCUACUGGUUAAUGUGCCCUAGGACUAGCCAGCUGAACAGGAGAGAUGAGUUAUUUGCCCUAAUUUUAAAUUUUUUAAAUAUAGUUACUCAGUGUGACCUGCCAAGGAAGUGCUGGUAGUCCCUGGCCCCAGGGCUGAAGCCAACCUGUCUUAAACAGUAGCAAUAACCUAGAGACUCUUAGUCUUAUCUCACAAGUUGAUUCCAGGUGUUUUAUCGAUAAGCUACACAAGUGUUGCCAAAGCUGAGACUUUGAGUUGUUGGGGGAGGCUGGGAACAGGGCUGCUGGCCACAAUCCCCUGCUCUUGGGAUUUCUAAAAACAUGUUGAGUGCCAUUCCCCACCACAGAAAAUCCUUGUCUUUUGCUGCUAAUGAUUUUUACCGUAUUUGGAUUUUGAACUGAGAAUCUUAUGGUGCAGCUGCAAAUGGGCCUUCCUGUUGGUUGGGACUUCCUGCUGCGAGGGAAGAAGAGCAAUCUUUGCUAAGUCCUGGCUGAACAGCUGACCUGCUUCCACUUGGGCCUUGACUGGCAGACGGGGAGAAGGGCUCCAGGUAUCCAGAGGAAACGUGGCUAACUCCAAAGGCAAGCCCAGCGCUGAGGUACCACAGAGCCAGCUUGGACGUCAUUGCUGAACGUGCAACGUUGUUUGCACUUGCAGAAGGAAAGAGGGUGGGCGAUGGCUGUUGCUGGUGGGCUGUACCUGCUGUGCUGGUCGGACCCUGUGCUGCAGUAGUGCCCGUGCAUUGCUGUGGGAGUGCAUGAGCUGAGCUCAGCACAGCUUCUCCAGUAGUGCUGCAUCCAGUGGCUGUGGUUGUGGGGGGACCGGCUGUUUCCUCUCAGUGUGGGAGGCAGAAGAAGGUGGGUGGAUAAGGAAUGUCCUCUCCUUGUAACUUCUCUCAUCUCAUUACUAGCUUCUUCUCAGUGCCCCUUUUGAAUAGCCACAUUAAAGUUUUACUGUGUCCUUUACCCUCCAGCUGCCAGUUUUAUGCCCCCUUCUUUUCCCCUUUGCACGUGGCUGUGCGGCGGAGCUCCAGGGUUUUGCUGCCGCUCUUUGGCGGCGGCUGGCCCUCCAUACCCUCAUCCUUUGUUCUCUUGAUCUCCGUGGGGCGUUGGAUUACUUUGUAAAUAUUUAAACUCUGCUUCUGUGGUUUCAUAAUCCUGACGGUAGGGGAAAUAAACUUAUUUCUGUGGAUGUCUCCAA